GUGAAGAAGGUGAACCUCUCCUACCCCGUGCACCCCUUCAUCAGGCGCUCGGUGGCCGUGGUGGAGAAGUACUUCGAGGAGUACGCGCUGGUGGGGCAGGACAUCCUGGGCAGCCCCGAGAGCUGGGACAAGGUGCUGGCCCUGGUCCCGGAGGAGCACCGCGAGGCGCUGCGGGGCGAGUUCCCGCGCAGGAAGGACUCGGUGCAGCGCUGGGAGCUGCUGCGGGGCCGCAUGGAGCGGACGCGGGGGGGUCGCGGGGCCGCCCCCUGCUACGCGGACUGGGAGAUCAUGCUGCAGUUCUGCUUCCCCCGCCUCGACAUCAACGUCAGCAAGGGCGUGGGGCACCUGCUCAAGAGCCCCUUUAGCGUCCACCCCAAAACGGGCCGCAUUUCGGUGCCGCUGGACCUGCAGGCACUGGACCAGUUUGACCCGUUCUCUGUCCCCACCAUCACCUCCCUGUGCCACGAGCUGGACACGGCCGGCAGCGACGGGGAGCAGGAGGACGCCGGGGAGACGGAGCCGAAGCGCCGGGCGAGGGACUACAAGAGGACGAGCCUGGCUCCCUACGUGAGGGUCUUCGAGCAGUUCGUGGAGGGCAUGGAGAGCGCCCGGCGAGGGGAGCGGCUGCGCCGGAGUGACAUUCAGGGAGACUUCUGAGGCCUCGCUGCCGGGGGUCCUGGAUGAAAGGACGGCGAGGGACCGAUGGCCAUUGUCACCUCUGCUCUUGUCAUUGUCACCUCAGCUUCCCAGGGGGGUCCUGGUGCCUUGGAGCAGCCGAACUGCACUGGCUCCCUGUUCCUCACUCACAGCCCCUUACACUUUUUGUACCUUUUCUACACAAAAGCCAUUAAAUGUUUCUGGUCACC
Messenger RNA from Neopelma chrysocephalum (saffron-crested tyrant-manakin), 866 nucleotides. RefSeq names its product DNA primase small subunit-like. The record is from RefSeq and is a predicted model, not a curated record. NCBI's taxonomy places the organism in Eukaryota, Metazoa, Chordata, Aves, Passeriformes, Pipridae. Gene Ontology annotation, cellular component: alpha DNA polymerase:primase complex. The annotation marks the transcript as partial. Gene Ontology annotation, biological process: DNA replication, synthesis of primer. The transcript has 7 exons.